This is a messenger RNA of Pygocentrus nattereri (red-bellied piranha), 1882 nucleotides long. It is a transcript of the gene serpinf2a, whose product is annotated as serpin peptidase inhibitor, clade F (alpha-2 antiplasmin, pigment epithelium derived factor), member 2a. Gene Ontology annotation, biological process: negative regulation of endopeptidase activity. The coding region runs from base 106 to 1491 and encodes 461 amino acids. Lineage: Eukaryota; Metazoa; Chordata; Actinopteri; Characiformes; Serrasalmidae. The record is from RefSeq and is a predicted model, not a curated record. The transcript has 8 exons. Gene Ontology annotation, molecular function: serine-type endopeptidase inhibitor activity.
UGGGGUGCUUGGAAGUGUUAGAGCCACACUGAUCUGUCCAGGAGCAACAUCACUCAUCUUGCCCUAUAUAUAUCACCACUUUCCAGUCCUAACGGCGGUUUGGUCAUGAAGCUCCAUCCUUCACUGCUGAUACUCUUGUGUGUCUUUGGACUGCUGGGUGAGGUCUGUCCAGUGUCUCCUGAGGGCAAUGCCACUGUCAGCUCUACUUCUCCUCAUGGCUCUAGUCCACCACAUCAGGUUAAGGAGGAAUGUGAUGCCUUAAACUUGGAAAGUCAGCGAGCAGUUGCUGGUGCUGUAGCUAAACUGGGACUGAAGCUUCUGGAGAACCUGCAGCCUGGAUCUGAGCAACCAAAUGUUGUCCUGUCUCCACUCAGCAUUUCUCUUGCUCUUGCACAGUUGGCUUUAGGUGCUGUGAACAAGACAGAGGAGCACCUACUAGGAGCUUUGCAUGCAAACCUGUUACCUGACUAUUAUAAAACCUUAAGCUGCCUCCAAGAACAACUAAUUUCCAAGGCCAUAAAAGUAGCCUCUCGUAUCUACCUCAAACCAGAUUUUGUCCUGAAGAAGGACUUUGUAGAAAAAUCCCUUCAGCUAUUCAAGUCAGCACCUACUCCACUCACUUCUGUAGAGGAGGUCAAUCAGUGGAUUGAGGCGGCCACCAAUGGUCAAAUAAACAACUUUUUGUCCAGUCUUCCACCCAGCGUAGUCUUGAUGCUGAUAAAUGCUGUUCAUUUUAAAGGGGAGUGGACAUCUCGCUUUGACUCACGCUUUACUGCCAAGGAUCUCUUCUACAUUGACAAACAAACUGCUGUUAAAGUGGACAUGAUGACGGGAUCAAAAUAUCCACUCAGCAUGUUUGUGGAUGUAGAGCAAGGCACAAAGGUUGCACGCUUCCCCUUCCAAGGAAAUACAAGCUUUCUGGUGGUCAUGCCCACACCAUCACAGAAUCUGUCAAGAGCAACGGCUAAUCUCAACAUCACAGACCUGUAUGAACGUCUUCCAAGUGAGACAACCAUGCUUGUCAAACUGCCAAAGAUCAAACUUGAAUAUAAACAGGAUUUGCAACCAGCACUCAAAAAGAUGGGUCUGGGGUCUCUGUUCUCUGGGCCAGACCUGUCUGGCAUUGCAGUGGGCCCAUUAGUACUUUCUGGUGUGCAGCAUGCCUCCAGUAUAGAGCUGAAUGAGGAGGGUGCAGAGGCCUCAGCGACUACUUCUGUUAUACUGGUGCGCUCAGUCCCCACUUUCGCAGUCAACAUGCCCUUCAUCUUUGUCAUCGUGGAUGACGUCUCCCACAUGCCUCUCUUCCUUGGUGUAGUCACCAACCCAAAUCCUGGUGCAACUAUUGAGCUAAGUGACGACCCAGAGAUCAUGGAGCCAUCAAGCAGCAAUAUACCAACUGAUGCACCACAAAGUGAUGACCCUUACUGGGAUAACAUGCUCCAUGAUGCGUCGGAUGAAUGUGAGGAGACAGAGCGAGUCCUCACAUAUUAGAAAGUGGGGGAACAUGGCCUAAGAGCAGCACAGAGAAGCAUGGACCUGUCCAUCAUACACUGUGCCUACACCUGACAUGCAUAUGGUAAAGUCAGUUGUAAAGGAUUCCACAAGGCUUGGAGUUAAAAAAUAACUACAUAUUCAAGCCUUCUGAUGACUUUAUGCUAGUGCAGUUUUAUACAAUGGACAUUCUAUGGACAAGAACACACCAGCAUUGCAGAGAUUACCCUGUACAUCAAAGUUUUCAUUUUGACACAGUACUUUUUUUUCUGUCAACCUGAAUUGCACCACCUGAGGUGGUCAGCAUUUUUUCUCCCUUAGAAUGGUCAGAAGGUAUGCUAAAUUGUGGCAAUUAAAAUGUAAUGUUUAAAUAAAUGUGUGGAACAUGUUA